Messenger RNA from Aedes albopictus (Asian tiger mosquito), 1807 nucleotides. RefSeq lists its product as uncharacterized. The record is from RefSeq and is a predicted model, not a curated record. The coding region runs from base 281 to 1756 and encodes 491 amino acids. NCBI's taxonomy places the organism in Eukaryota, Metazoa, Arthropoda, Insecta, Diptera, Culicidae. The transcript is spliced from 4 exons.
UUUCAGAUCAAUUCAGAUUAAUUUUCAUCGAGUUCAAUCUGGCACAUGAUGAAUAUGCCCUAGGAUGGAUAGAUGUGCUCAAUUCGUUCUUCUGGAAUAUUCGUCAGACAUCAACUAGCGCAGCACACUGCGAUUAGGGAGUCCUAGAUGAUCUUGUAAAAAGCUUGCUGUCACAUUUACAUACACUUGAGAAAGACUUUGUAUCACAAUAUUUUUAAAUUUCUUCCGAAUUCGUAUUUUUCAACAGUGUUAAGAACGCUUACAAAGAUUCGUCCCCGAAAUGUCAUCGAACACUCAGAUUGGCGCUUUGAAACUAUGCAAAAGAUCAUUCUUCCUCCAAAGCGGGACCGUUCCCUCCCAAACCGGCAUGCGCCACGAGCUGGGUUCUGAGGUAGCAGACGUCAUCCUGGAGUGUAUGAGUUCGCAGUGCCAGGCCUGGAUGGGAGUUGACCGAAAACUUCAGGGGCCUUCCGUUUACUGCCUCGAUCCGGAGCAGUUGAAGCACAACAUUCACGAGCACAUCUUGCAGCUUGGCCAACAGGCAGAGGACCGGCUGGAGCGACGCCGCCGACGCAAAGCUAAGAAGAAGGACAUCAGCGAGGAGUUGGAGUUUGUGAAGUUUGAGUGCCGUCAAAAGAUAGAAAUUGCUCGCGAUGAGGAACGCAAGCGGAUGGAGGCGCUGCUGGAGGAAGCUAAAUUUGAACUGGCGGAGAAAUUUCAGUUGAUGAAGAAAGAACUAGGAGAGGACUACUGCAGGGGCAGACGGGAGAUGGCCCAGUUUAUGUGUAGGAACUUACGGAAUCAAGUAAGGGGACUUCUUGUACAGAUUGCGCAGCGGUAUCGAGUGGAACUGGAUCAUGAGGUGGACACAAGGGUUAGCAAGGAAUUUCGGCGUAUUGCGGAUCAGUUGGAUGAAAUCGUUCAAGAUGCUGUGAACCACCAGAAAGCAAUAGACGAGGAAGCUAUGCGCAAGAUGUGCUAUCGCUACGAAGAGCUUUUGCGCAACGUUCGACACCGCGAAGCCUGCAGCCAACUAACGACACUUGCUCAGCAGAUAUGUUCCCAAUGGAUCGAGCUUUCCAAGCAGAAAAUGAAUCCCGACAUAUCCUGUCAGACUUCGUUCGUUAUACCGGAACCUACGACGACCGAUGCGGGGUCCGAUAUGACUUCGGCAGAGAGUGAAGGUUUCGAAGGACCAAAUAGUUUACUGGAGUUAGAUGAAAUUUUCGUCAUCGAAUCAUGUUUUAUGCAUCCUGGUCCAAGUCCGGUGUACAGUUAUGCUUCCAGUUCGUUUGAGGAAGAUGUACCGGAGUCUUCGACCACUUUGGAAGCUUUCACCUUCGAAGGCAACGUCUACGCUCAACCAAAGUACUUCCAAAAAGUUUAUGAGCAACUGUUUCCAACUCCGAUGCUCACGUGGGAGCCACGGACUGCUGAAGAAGAACCUCGACUUUCCAUGGACUCACUAUUGCCAAUCAAUUCGGACUUUACCAGAAAUGUCGUCAACCAGAUACUAAAUAACGCAGAUUUACAAGAAGAAGACGUUUCCGAAGUGCAAUUGACGAGCAUCGAUUUGGACGUUGAACCGUCUGCUUUAUAUGAACCCUCUGAAUGCGAUGAUUCGUUAUUGUCCUCGUCGGAGACAACUGUUUCGGGAUUGUUUGCUUUGGAAAAAUCAGAAUCUGCUAUCAACAUCUUGGCCAAUGGAAUAGUUCUCAAAUAUGUUAGAGCAACUGAGAAGGACUUCCAGCAGUAACAAACUAAACUCAAUCAUUGUAAAUGAAACUGGACAUCGUUGAAAAUAAAC